Ictalurus furcatus (blue catfish) is the source of this 885-nucleotide messenger RNA. Its product is annotated as olfactory receptor 52E8-like. The coding region runs from base 36 to 875 and encodes 279 amino acids. Gene Ontology annotation, biological process: G protein-coupled receptor signaling pathway. The transcript has a single exon. Gene Ontology annotation, molecular function: olfactory receptor activity; G protein-coupled receptor activity. Gene Ontology annotation, cellular component: membrane. NCBI's taxonomy places the organism in Eukaryota, Metazoa, Chordata, Actinopteri, Siluriformes, Ictaluridae. The record is from RefSeq and is a predicted model, not a curated record.
AUGUUUAUUUUCUAGUUACACUUUCUGUCUACCUGAUGACCAUUUGUUGUAACACUAUUGUAAUUUUUGUGAUAUACACAAAUGAGAGCCUCCAUGAGCCCAUGUACAUUUUCAUCACUGCUUUGCUAAUGAACACUUUAGGUGGAUCAACUGCUUUAUACCCCAAACUGCUGAGUGAUAUUUUAUCCAAAAAUCUAAUUGUUUCCCUUGAUGCUUGUGUAUUUCAGGCAUUUUUCAUUUACACUUAUGCCAUGUCAGAGUUCAUGCUGUUGUCGGCUAUGGCCUAUGACAGAUAUGUGUCUAUUUGUAAACCACUACAAUAUGCUGCUAUUGUACAAAUGUCUACUGUGAAAAAGCUCAUAUUUUUGUCUUGCUUUGUGCCUAGUUGUGAAAAUGCUAUAGCAAUGGUAUUAAUAUAUAAGCUUAAACUGUGUAAUUUCAAAUUAAAUAGAAUAUACUGUAGCAAUUAUGCAAUUGUUAAACUGGGUUGUGGAGACAUUUCUGCGUAUAAUUCGUAUGGACUGUUCAUUUUUGUCAUUGCUGUAUUUCCACAAGUGAUCUUCAUAAUUUACUCAUAUAUCAGGAUACUCUCUGUCUGUUUAAAGAAUUCAAAGGAUUUCAGAAGAAAAGCUCUACAGACCUGUUUACCACAUCUUUUAAUUUUCACGAGUUUCACUGUCACUUCAUGUUUUGAAAUUAUAAACAGUAGAUUGGAAGGAAAUAUGCCUCACAUUAUUGCCAUGAUCCUGUCAGUGGAAAAUCUGGUUAUUCCUCCUCUAUUUAAUCCCAUUAUAUAUGGACUGAAACUUCAGGAGAUUUUUAAUAGGAUUAAAAGAAUGUUUUGUCAGAAGAAGAUACACAUCUUUUUAGAUUAAAAUUCUGAUG